GAGGGGGCGGGUCCGUGCGCGGACUCCAUGCGGGCUCGCGUGGUCGCCAUGGCGGAGCUGCCGCAGGUGCGGGUGCAGGAGGCCGUGGACUCCAUGGUGAAGAGUCUGGAGAGAGAAAACAUCCGGAAGAUGCAGGGCCUCAUGUUCCGGUGCAGCGCCAGCUGUUGUGAGGACAGCCAGGCGUCCAUGCAGCAGGUGCACCAGUGCAUCGAGCGCUGCCAUGCACCUCUGGCUCAAGCUCAGGCUCUGGUGACCAACGAGUUGGAGAAGUUCCAGGACCGCCUGGCCCGCUGCACCAUGUAUUGCAACGACAAAGCCAAAGAUUCCAUAGAUGCAGGGAGUAAGGAGCUUCAGGUGAAGCGGCAGCUGGACAGUUGUGUGACCAAGUGUGUCGAUGACCACAUGCACCUCAUCCCAACUAUGACCAAGAAGAUGAAGGAGUCUCUCAUAUCCCUUGGAAAAUAAAAGUCUUUGCCAGCGGCCAUUGGGGCUAAGGGCAAGAGUCUAUUUUUAAAAAGGAAUGGGAAUUUUAGUCUUCUAAGCAAAAGUCUAUGAAUGAAGAAAUUAAGGAUGGGAAUGAGCAUAAGGCAUAUGUCACUUGCCACUGGACACUGGUUUCUUUGUUUUAAACCUGAAAAGUGAAAUGGAAAAAAUUGGUA
Propithecus coquereli (Coquerel's sifaka) is the source of this 659-nucleotide messenger RNA. It is a transcript of the gene TIMCC, whose product is annotated as family with sequence similarity 136, member A. Gene Ontology annotation, cellular component: cytoplasm. The record is from RefSeq and is a predicted model, not a curated record. Bases 28 to 465 code for a protein of 145 amino acids. Lineage: Eukaryota; Metazoa; Chordata; Mammalia; Primates; Indriidae. The transcript has 3 exons.